Messenger RNA from Drosophila serrata, 1355 nucleotides. RefSeq names its product lipase 3. Gene Ontology annotation, molecular function: hydrolase activity, acting on ester bonds. Lineage: Eukaryota; Metazoa; Arthropoda; Insecta; Diptera; Drosophilidae. Gene Ontology annotation, biological process: lipid metabolic process. The record is from RefSeq and is a predicted model, not a curated record.
CACAUUGCGUAUACGCAAACACAAAAACCCGCCAGCGAAUAAACCGCCAACGGCAGUUGCCAUUCGAACGUCACGUAACCACAAUCAUGUCCUAAAAGGUCGCAUUCGAAAUCACACAUUAUGAAGCUCAUCCCGGUUUAUAUAGUGCUGUUCGGCUGGACACAUUUGAUCUUGGGACAACGGGCAUCGCCGCUGAUCGAUUCCGUGUGCCAGGCGGUUCAGCGUCAGCGGCUCGAGUGUCAGGUGCAUCGCGUAGAGACCGCCGACGGUUAUCGUUUGAGUGUUCAUCGUAUUCCGGCGCCACGAAAUCCCCGGUGUGCCACUCGCCAGUUGCGCCCCUUCCUGCUGAUGCACGGCCUCCUCGGCUCCGCCGGGGACUUUGUUGCGGGAGGCCGUGGUAGAUCACUGGCCCUGGAGCUGCAUGCCCGCUGCUUCGACGUCUGGAUGGGCAAUGCCAGGGGCACCACCCACUCCCGUGGGCAUCGCAGCCUCGCGACAAGUGACGCCCGCUUCUGGCAGUUCAGCUGGCACGAGAUUGGCAUCUACGACCUGCCCGCCACCGUGGACUACGUGCUGGCGCGGACGGGCCAGAGGCAGUUGCACUAUGUUGGCCACUCGCAGGGGACCACGGUGCUGCUGGUGCUGCUGUCACAGCGACCGGAGUACAAUGCUCGGUUCACCAAUGCGGCGCUAAUGGCACCGGUGGCCUUCCUCAAGCACCUGAGCAGUCCGCCACUGCGAUUGCUGGCCAGCGACAGUUCCGGAGUCACAAUGCUAUUAAACACACUUGGCCUCCAUGAGCUGCUCCCGGCCACGUCACUGACCCAGGUGGGUGGCCAGUACUUCUGUAGCGCCACCCUGCCCACCUACGCCCUGUGCACCCUGUUCACCUCCCUGUACGUGGGCUUCAGCGACUAUCCAUUGGAUCGUAACAUCUUGCCACGCAUCCUGCAGACGACACCGGCGGGCAUGUCGCGUCGCCAGCUGCAACAUUUUGGACAGCUCAUCAAUAGCGGCCAAUUCCAGCAGUACGACUACCAUUCACCGCGACUCAAUGCGCUGCGAUAUGGACAGGCCACGCCGCCCUCAUAUCAGUUGGCCAAUGUUCGCCUGCAGCUGCAGAUCUUCCAUGGCACCCGGGACGUGCUGACCAUUCAGGCGGAUGUGCAACGCCUGGUCAGGGAACUGCGGAACAGCCGAACACAGAUGUAUCAGGUGCCUGGCUAUAAUCACAUAGACUUUCUGUUUGCCGUCACGGCGCCACGAAUGGUCUACGAGCGAAUUAUUCAGCAGGCCUGGCAAUUGGACGCAACGUCAACGGUGGCGGUGCUCCCGGGCAGGUGAUGGCACAAAUU